Xiphias gladius (swordfish) is the source of this 5138-nucleotide messenger RNA. RefSeq names its product OCRL inositol polyphosphate-5-phosphatase (gene ocrl). Gene Ontology annotation, molecular function: phosphatidylinositol-4,5-bisphosphate 5-phosphatase activity; inositol phosphate phosphatase activity. Gene Ontology annotation, biological process: phosphatidylinositol dephosphorylation; signal transduction. The coding region runs from base 111 to 3074 and encodes 987 amino acids. Gene Ontology annotation, cellular component: cytoplasm; membrane. The record is from RefSeq and is a predicted model, not a curated record. Lineage: Eukaryota; Metazoa; Chordata; Actinopteri; Istiophoriformes; Xiphiidae. The transcript has 24 exons.
CCGCCGAACCGGGUGGGGAUUUAACUUUCUCUCCCCAUAACGUCUGGACUGAACCAACAGAAAGUCGCUGUAGCCACCGAUAAACUGCUAUUUAUUAUAUAUCGGUAAGAAUGGAUACAUCUUUGGGAAUAUGCGAGGAGGAAUGCUUGGCAACUGUGAGAGGUCAGGAGCUGAGGUCUGGCCAGAAGGAGCCCAGACUACUGUCACUAAUUGAGCGCAGUGGAGAGUUUAUAUUGGGUGUUUUGGCCACCCCUGAAGCUGUUGUGUCUCGUCCAGUUGCUCAGCUGUCUAUACCUAUCAAUGGUAAUUUUGAAAUUGUAAGAGAAGCUGAAGAAGCUCUUCUUAUUGACUUUUCAGUAGAUUCCUUUGUUAGGAUACGAAUUAAAGGUGAAAAAGCUCCGGAGCUGCUGUUGGAACUACAGGAUGAUGAUCGGACUCAGACUUUCUUUGCCCAGGUGAAGAGUGCUCAGCAACAAGUUGAAUCCAGACCCAAAAAACUCAAAGCGAUGGAGCCCCUUGCCCCAACGACCCCAAGGGUUCCAGUCCCCGUCCCACCACAAAGAGCAAACAAGACUGCUAACUCUGUGGGCUCUGGAGGGAACCCAUCCAAAUCUGCCACUGCACCGCCUCCUAACCUCAACAGCACUUCAACAAAUCAGACUAAGACAGAUCCAGCUCAGUCGCUUGCCUCAGACUUUGGUUUUGAAGACAACUUCAACCAUGCUCUCAAAGUGGAGGAAAAGAAGAACCACCAGAAUCGCAUGGUUGCCUCUAGGGAGCCUCCUCCUGUUCCCCCGCUACCUCCUCGAAAAGCCUCUUACACUCCACCCAAUCCUCUGCCUCCUGCACCUGUCCCUAAAGAGAGAGCUGUCUCCGCACAGGCAAAAGAAAACUCCUUCAUCACCAACACCAAACCAGAUAGUUUUAGGUCAGGGUUUGACCGUGUGGACAGGCCGCCAUCCUGGUGUGAGAGCCCCACCACCAACAGCAUGAGACAGGCCAUGUUCUCCAGCCAGGCAGGACAAAGAGAAUAUCUCAUCAAACACCGCCUGGGGAAGAAAGAGAACGAGUAUGUGGACAUCCAGACUUUCAGGUUUUUCACAGGUACAUGGAAUGUAAACGGCCAGUCCCCAGACAGCAGUCUGGAGCCAUGGCUCUGCUGUGACACAGAACCUCCUGAUAUUUAUGCUCUGGGUUUUCAAGAACUGGACCUGAGCACUGAAGCUUUCUUCUACAUGGACUCAUCCAAGGAGCAGUUGUGGGUGGAAGCUGUGGAGAAAAGUUUGCACCCAAAAGCCAAGUACAAGAGGGUUCGGAUCAUACGACUAGUUGGGAUGAUGCUUGUGGUCUUUGUCAAAAAGAACCACAAGAAUCACAUUAAAGAAGUGGCUGCAGAGCAUGUGGGGACGGGAAUCAUGGGAAAAAUGGGGAACAAAGGAGGCGUGGCAGUGAGGUUUGUUUUCCACAACACUAGUUUCUGCAUCGUAAACUCACAUCUGGCAGCACACGUGGAAGACUUUGAGCGCCGCAACCAGGACUAUAAAGACAUAUGUGCCCGCAUGACCUUCCACUUACUGGAAUACCCUCCUCUCAGUAUCGUUAAACAUGAUGUAGUAAUCUGGCUUGGGGACUUAAAUUAUCGUCUGUUUAAGUACGAUGCUUCUGAAGUCAAACAGUUUAUUGCUCAGAAUGAGCUGAAGAAGCUUCAGGAAGUUGAUCAGCUGAACAUUCAGAGACAGACAAAGAGAGCCUUCACAGACUUCAUGGAGGGAGAGAUUAACUUCAUUCCCACGUACAAGUACGACCCCAAAACAGAUCGAUGGGACUCGAGUGGGAAGUGCCGUGUACCGGCUUGGUGUGACAGAAUCCUUUGGAGGGGCACCAAUGUCAAGCAGCUCAGAUACCGAAGUCACAUGGAGCUGCAAACGAGUGACCACAAGCCUGUCAGCUCCCUAUUCAGUAUAGGAGUGAAGGUGGUAAAUGAGCUACGACACAAAAAGGUGUUUGAGGAGAUUGUUCGAGCAAUGGACAGAAUGGAGAAUGACUUCCUUCCAUCUGUAUCUUUGAGCAGGAGAGAGUUUACAUUUGAGAAUGUCAAAUUCCGGCAGCUUCAGAAGGAGCGCUUCCUAAUAACAAAUGACGGGCAGGUCCCUUGUCACUUUGCCUUCAUCCCCAAACUCAAUGACUCGCAAUAUUGCAAGCCGUGGCUACGCGCUGAGCCAAGCGACGGAUUCUUAGAGCCCACUGAGACCCUGGAGAUCUUUCUGGAGGCGUAUGUCAGUAAGGACUCGGUCACGCUGCUGAACUCCGGAGAGGACGCCAUAGAGGACAUUCUGGUGCUCCAUCUGGACCGUGGCAAGGACUACUUCAUUACCAUCUCUGGCAACUACCUGCCAAGCUGCUUUGGCACCUCGCUGGAGACUCUGUGUCGCAUGAAGAAGCCCAUCAGAGAGAUCCCCAUCACCAAACUCAUUGACCUGGGAGAGGACAGCUUCAUGGAAAAGGAGAAGUCAAAGGUGAGCUUCCUGAUGGUGGAUGGUGCAAGUACUGAGGACAAACCUCUAAAGAUCCCCAAGGAGGUGUGGAUUCUGGUCAACCACCUCUUCACCAAGUCCUGUGAUCAGGAGGAUCUGUUCCAGACACCAGGUCUACAGGAGGAGCUGCAGAGCAUCAUCGACUGUCUGGACACCAGCAUCCCAGACACCAUCCCUGGUUGUAACCACUCUGUAGCUGAGGCUCUGUUGAUCUUCUUGGAGGCCUUGCCGGAGCCAGUAGUGUGUUACGAGCUCUACCAAAGGUGCCUAGACUGCGCUCAUGACAGCCGCCUCUGCAAACAGUUGAUCUCCCAGUUGCCCCGGGCUCACCGCAACGUGUUCCGUUACUUAAUGGCCUUUCUGAAGGAACUUCUCAAGCACUCGCACAACAACAACCUAACAGCCAGCCUCAUAGCUACCCUCUUUGCCAGCCUCCUUAUCCGACCGCCUCCCAACCUGGUGGGCAGGCAGACAUCACACGAGCGGCAGAAAGCCAUCGACUUUGUUCUGGGGUUCCUCAUGGCUGGAGACGAGGAGUAAACGAGGUCAGGGGUCCCCUCACAGCAUCAGUCGGGUUUGGAGUUGAUUGCCAACCCGACUCACUUUUGGCACAAGACCUGGACCAGUAGGACACUGUGUAACAUGAUCCACUUGGUAUUUUUUUUCAUCUGUUCGAGACCAGUGCAGCUGUUCUGCACCCUACCUUUUACAAACUCUCAUGUUGGAGGUACCCCAGACUUCCAUUAAAACUGUGAUGAUUUUACUGAGUGACAUAUCCAUUCAAAGUAUGACCACUCACUGGAUGUGGGAGAAUUUGGCAGAGGUUUGGACUGAUGCCUAUGCACUUUCUGAUGACCUAAAGGACCAUGCCUCCUAGACUAGUUGUUCUUGUCCUCAGCUGAACUUUCUUAUUGUAGGUGCUCAUGCCAAAAUAACACCUGAAUAGUGAGUGGUAUGAAUGUGAAAACACUAUGUAUCCAUAGAUGCUAAGAAAAAGACUCAAUUACACUAAAGAAAAAGGAAAUUCCUGAAGUUUUAAGAAGUAGACUGAAUACAAGUAUAUUGUUCAAAGCAUUAAAUAGUUUGAAAUGGGAUAAUUGUGGAAAUCUGUCACUAAGAAUGUUUAAGCUUAAGAUAAAUCAUGACAAUCAUUCAUUUUGCAGCAUUUUAGUUUAUGGGACAACAUUAAGAUAUCUGAGAGAAUUAUUUGUUAUCAUGUCCAUGGUAUUUGAACUGUUAUUUAUAUUUUUUUCUUCCAAGUUUGCACCAUCUGAACAGUUUUUUUCAAUUCUGCAUUGUUUUAAAAAUGUUUUCAUUGGAAAUAUUCAGCACUUGUUUUUAUCAUCCCGUUACAGAAAACUUUGUUGUUAGUGUGUGCUGUGUUUUUGUGUAACUUCAGCCGUGAGCCUUACAUCUCGUUUUGCCAGUUCCUCUUGAGUAACAAAACUAGGCUGUUAACAAUUAACUUCCUGGUCAACCAGAAUCGAGUCACCCUCUGGUUCUUGAUGUCUUAAAUGGUGUAAAUACUGCAGUGAUUGUUUCAUGGGUAUUUGGUAUGGUGGUGCAAAUCUGUGAUGGUGUCUACAGUCUGUCAUGUUUGUCAUGAGGGUGGUACUGAUAAUGUCUGUGUUGGUUUACAUGUCUUUUCCCCCCUUCCGCCACAUCUUACACAGCCACUGUGUUCCUCUUGGUAAAUCCAGAUGAGUAAUACUGGUUUUAAGUGAUGCAGCAUUUUCUGGUACAAGAUUUAAUGGCUCAUUACUCUGCAGGAUACAGCCUGUCUUUUGUGCACCUUUCUCAUUUGUGCCACAGAGGAUUUUUUUUUCUUCUUUCUGUAUUCCUUGUUACAAAACAUGUCAUGUCUUUGAAAUAGGGAACUUCUAUGCUGUGUAUAAUGAACAGUAUUUCCUCUUUAACGGUUUUUCCCAAGAGAUGUCAGCAUUAGCUCUCCCAGUUGACAAAAAUAUUCACAUUUAUGACAAUAAUUUACUUUGCUCAGUAUCUCCUCCAUUGUAGUGAUGCCAGAAAAAGCCCAGAGGUUUUCUUUUCAGAUGCUCCAGGAACUCAGCUUCAAAAUAUUUUAGCCAUGGAGACAAUGUGAGCACAUGACGUAAUGUGACAACGCUGACAAUCAUGGCACUUAAAAGGAUAACCCUGUUAGGCUGAAGUUGCUCUAUUCUUGGAAAGUUUCUUCUGCCUUAUUGCCGUCAGAACACUAGAUUCUUCUGUUGGCCUCAAUUAAAACAAGCUUUGCCAAAAGGUGAAUUGGGCCCGAAGGAAUAGUUUCUGGUGAUUCAGAUGUGGAAGAACCAUCGUACAAUUGCCCGCAAGUUACUCACUUUGUCUAUAGAAAUACUACCCUCAUCAUGUCAAACAGAAAAAUCAGCAUAAUCGAUAACCUCUGAUUUUAAGUGUUGUCUUAUGCCACUGUACCAACCAAUGUAUUUGUGUGGAUUCACUGUGCUUCUUGUGUUCAGUUUCUGUUCAGAAAAAUUAAGGUACACGUAAAGGUACGCAAGGAAACACUCGCACCUGUUUUCAAAUUUUCAGAUUUUUUUGGUACUUUUAAUUUAUUUAACAGAAAUAAAACUAAGUAUAAAGCUG